Messenger RNA from Trichoderma atroviride IMI 206040, 1710 nucleotides. RefSeq lists its product as uncharacterized. The record is from RefSeq and is a predicted model, not a curated record. NCBI's taxonomy places the organism in Eukaryota, Fungi, Ascomycota, Sordariomycetes, Hypocreales, Hypocreaceae.
AUGCCCUGCUUCAAGGGUAUUGCGGUUAGCAUCCAUGCCAACUCCGCUCCGUUACCCGAGUACGGCAUACAGAAGCAGUCGAGGCUGUCUCGCAUUAGCACGUACAUUCCCGUGCCGCAGCCGACCCUCAACCCAGGCAACAAGCCGGAGCCCGCCAAGUUUGCCAUCUCGAUCACGCUGUUGACGCCCGGCCUUCCCAUCCCGUACUCGGCCCCAAAGCCGUCCGAGGCCAACCCGUACCCGAAGCCACAAUUCGUUGGAGGUCUCCACCCUGGCUCCCAGAAUGAACGAGGCAAGCCUGGAGCUGUGGCUCCCUACGUGCCCUUGACAAACUCUGAAAACGAAACGAUUGCCGCCUAUAUUUAUUUCGAUGGGAGGGGCAAGGAGGAGGUGGCCACUUUACUGCGCCCUGGCGAGGAGACUUGGGUCAAUAGUCGAUGGGUCCAAGUCCCUGAUGCUGAAGGCGGCGGCUUGGCCGAGCGUGAAUUCCUCUUCCGCGAGGUUGGCCUCGAGCGCUGGCUUAACGGCUUAGAUCUCAAGGGCCACGAUGCUGCAGAAAAGCUUGAGAGGCGGCGUCAGAAGUUUGAAAGACGGAGGCGGCGACAGGCAGCGACCCUGGAAGGCAACUCCAGCAUGGAUUCAGAUGCGCGAAAGGGCACUCUGCGAUAUGGCGACGAAAGCUCGCCAAUCGAGCCCGUGUAUGACGACUCCGAUUCUUGGUCUGACGACGAUGAUGAACCUCCGGAGGCAACAGGCCAGAUCAAGGUAGCCAUGUUCCGCGUUCUAGCCUCAGGAGAAAUAAAAAAGGGAGAGUACUCUCCUCAGUUUGAUGCACACGAUGGAGAUGACGAAUAUGAGAAUGGCAACGGAAUCGACGCAGAUGUUGAGCACACUACGAGUUUCGCUAAACCCAAGACGCUCGAUCCCAAGACCAUCAGCACCCAAACAGUUACUGGAAUUGAUGGCCCAGACAAGCCUUAUGCUACUUUUACAUUCUUUUACCGUGGCGAAAGACAACUGCAAAAGAUUGGCGUCCUCCAGUCAGCCAAGAACUCACAGACAACAGCUCUCGCGGCCAAACGACGCUCAGGUCAGAUAGACUUUUCUAACCUAGGACCUCUCAAGGCCGGUGGCACAGUCGGAUUUUCUGCGUUCCGAGACCAGGAAGCCGAAGAGGCACGACGACGAAAGGCUAGGAAGAAGAGCAACGGCAAUGUUGCUGAUGACAGCGACGAUGACGAUGACGAAAAUGAACUCAUUGGCAAGAUGGAGGAAGUAGCCGACAAGGAAACUAGCUCCAAGCUAGCUCCAGAAGAUGCCAAAUUCCAAGGCGAAUUAGCAGAUGGCGUUAACCGUAUACACCUUAAGAGGGCACACUCGGCCGAACCAGACGCAAAUUCUACCCCAGAAACAUCGCAACGAACCGAUUCACCGGCCGAUCCAGGAUUGUCAGGCGGAUCAGCACCAAGUGCAAGCUCAAGCCUGCAGGCCAAUUUUGACUCUCUUGCUGCGGCAAUGGUUGGCAGCCCGCUCAAAAAGGCACGACCAAGCGUUGAUCAGACCAAUACUACUGGAGAUAGAUUCUCUACUACUCAAAGCUUGAGUUCAGCUCUGGGAACAGUUACUUCAAGUGGUGCUGAGUCUCCUACCAAAGAAUCGCCAGCUUUGGUGAAGCCCGAAAUAAAAAUAGAAGAAGAGGAAGAGCUAUAG